CGAGAACCUAAAUCAGAUAGCGUCGUGUUUACAUAUUUCACUUAUGAUCACGGUCGGUGUACCCUGCAGUAGAGAAAUACCUAUGUCACGCGUGUAUCUUUUGCCAGCGGUAUCAACGUUUGGUAAUGAAUCCCCUGUCCCCCUUAUCUCUUCCCCGUUUAGCUAUGGAAGUCAUACACAUUAACAUAAUUUGAGGUCGCGUCUAUCGUGUGAAACAUUCACCGCGCGCAAAGCGUCGUGGUAGGUAAGACGUAUGCGUAUGAUACGAUUAUAUUCGUGUCAUUUACGUACAUACGUACGUACGUACGUACGCAAACACCAGUGGAUUCAUAAGUGGAAUAAAUUGGUUGGUCUACGGUAAAAUGGAAAACAGUAACAAAACACGAAAUAUUUUAUCAGGAUUUGUAGCUCUGAGGUGUAUUUUUUGAUACGUCGAUGAUGAACAGAUGAUCUAAUAAAUUGCAAAAUUUUGUCAAAAUUGACAAUAAGAAGAUGAAGAAAAUGUAGAGGGAAAAAUAUUUCAAUCGGCUAUCAUACGGUCACAUUGAAUAAAAAAGUUAACUGCAUUAUUUGAUGGAUUUUCGUGGAUAUCUGAAAAGAUGGUGGUUUCAACACUUUCUUAACUGUAACUGAAAAAAUAAACCAUUGUGAGAGUGUAGUCAAGUGUGUGGAUAUACUCACCAAUAUUAAAAGUAUUGAUACGUAAGGUAAAGUAUCGAUAAUAUGAAGUAGAUAACCUUGUCCUUUAGAAGUAAGCCAGAGUCCUUGGCGGUGAUCGUUAUUCGCACUUUGAUCGGCUUCAUAUACACUCCCAUUUAAUUUAUCCACUCGGCCUUAUACGAGGUGAAUGUAAAUCGUGAUUGUUAUGUUACGAUGGAAAUUACAAAGAAGGUAGUGGAGACGAGAAUCUUUGUUAUCCUAAUCUAAUCACCCGUAUAAUAAUACACAUAGGUCUUCUCAUUUUGCUGGUGAUUGGAAAGGGAGAUUGUCACACCCAGGGGAUACAUAUCUGUGUAUUACCGAUUCGGCGUUCAGAAAUAGGAUCAUUGCAGUUUCGCUGCACCCACUUACAGUCUACCUACAUAAGUUCGCAUGCACGAGAUCCGCACGGCUCUCAUUGUCAGUAUACGAAAACCAACGGAGGACGAUAGCAUGCAGAAUUGCAGUCGACUCUUUACGCUGAAUUUCUUGUUCUAUCACCAUCUCCAUAUCUGUCUGAAUAAACAUUUUCUUAGUUUUGAUUGUAAAAUUGACAGAUUAUAAAGUUGUAACGAUAAUUGGUUUACCGUGAUGAUAAGAUUGAAUUGUAAAUUACCACUUUAAAAUUUCGUUGGUUAGGAUGCAAAUAUGUUUGCAAUCCAAAUUUGCUGUAAUUUAGAACAUACUGCAGUAAUGUACACGAAGAAGAGCUUUGUCGACGAGGUUCUACGUUCUACAUUUUGUUCGGUCUGUCCACUGUAAGAUAAGGUCUUUCAUGAUAAAUUCAUGUAUGACAAACAAAUCUUUUCUCAUCAUUUCGCUUAGUUUUAACUAUUUAGCAAAGCGUAGUACGACAUGAAAAUAAUAAAUUUUCAUGUUAUACAACUCUCCUCAAUUUGAAUAAAUCAAAUUCUUCUCAGACGUAGUAUACAAAUUUCUUGCAUUACAUAUAUGUAUGUAUUUCUAUACGAAACGCGGGAUUUCUAUUUUUUGGAUCCAUGAUGACAACCUUUCGAAUUUCCGACUAUACGUCGAAUGCGUAUAUCUUAUCAAAGUACCAAAGUGAUCAUGAUACCGUUAUCAUAAUAUUGGGGUGCAUAGAUCCUUUAUUUAAUAAAACAAUUAAUUGAUAAACCUAUUUUACACAUGCGCACCUACUUCCAAAACACCCUUGGUCGACCUACUCCUCAUUUAUUUGCUACGCAUCCACCAUAGUAGCGUUGAGUAACUAUACUGUAUAGUAACUCAAUGGCAAUAGUGAUAAGGUAGUGACCAGUGGUAGUGAAGCGAAGUUUGAAUCACACAACGCCAUCUGUCAAAAUUGGAUCAGAGUUCUGGGGUUACGGGGUUCCCGUGGUGAGUUUAUAUUACAGUAUUGCCAUCUGCGUAAUUGUUAGAUAAGUUCAAAGGCGAUUCGGAGGGUAAAAGGCCGGUCUAAAUAGGACGUUUAUUCAACUCAUGCGCGCUAUUCAUGUUUUAUCGCGCCUAAAAACCGAACCCUAAAUAGCCGUUUACCGACUGGUGACAAUCACUUGUCAUAACUCAAUGGAAAUUUCUACAAGCUCGGCAACUGUGGAGUAAUGAAAAUAAACGUAACUAUUUUCUGAGUUGUAACGAAACAGAGAGCUGUUGUUACCCAUUGAUGCUAAAAUUGAGAUGCCGAAUGUUUUUGACAUGGAGUUUAUUUGUUUAUUCAACUCAUGCGCGCUAUUCAGGUUUUAUCGCGUUCGUUUUUUAGGCUUCGUUUUUUAGGCAAGAAUGAAAAAUGAAUAACGCGCAAUUGUUGAAUAAAAUUGUGGGCGCAACAUGUAGGCUAAGUCAUGACUUAGACUACUAGUUACGCCAAUAACUAUUACGUUCCCGUUCCCGCUUGCACACGUUCCCGUGUACGUAAGAAAUGAGACAUGGUCUACAUAAACGCAUACGACUUGACGUUUGACCAAUGAAAUCACAGUGAGUCAAAUGGCGCGAGUUUGAGAUCUAGUGUUUGAGAGCGCGUGCAUUGAACCAACCAGACCAACAAUAAAAACAUUGAGUAACUAUACUUCGUACUUAGUAUAGUUAGUACGAAGUAUAGUUACUCAAUGAUAAAAAUGAAUAAGGAAGAACUCGACCGGAAUUUAAUAAUCUUGGUGGAGAGGAAUCGACACCUCUAUAAUAAAGAAGUAGCAGGGCAUAAGGACAAAAUUCUGUAUAACAAUACUUGGGCCUCAAUUGGGGCCAAAUUAAAAAUAACCUCCGACGAUGCUAUCCGGAGAUGGAAAGCACUGCGUGAUCGUUUCAGCAGAUUGAAACGUUCAAAAUCGGAGAUACCAUCAGGAUCAAGCUCUGCACAAUCUGAAGAGUAUUCUUGGCCACUAUAUGAUGCGCCUCAAUUCCUAUUGCCUCAUGUCAAAAGUAGGAAAUCGAUUGGGAAUUUUGCAUCAACUUCAUCACAGAGGCAGAAAUUUGAAGACAGUCCAGAUGAGGAUGAUACCAAAUGUGAGGAUGACUUGGAGUAUGAUUCGGAUGGCAUGGAUGUGGAAUGCAUCGAUGAUUUGGCCGUGAAAGAGUUUCUCUUAUCUGAACAUCAAAAGAAAAUGUUGGAAAGGAAACUUGAAGAAGCAACUUCUCAAUCAAGAAGGCCACAUCCAGUACAGCCCAGUUCCUCAAAGGGUACAAUAGGCAAAAAAAAAAUGCAAUAAAAACAAGGCAACAGAUGUUGAGGAGCAUCUGAUCCAAAUAUUGGAUAGUGUGCAAUAUUCUCUGAAAAGAAGAAGUGACGACCGACAAAAUGAUGUGGAAUGGAACUUUUGUGUUUCAUUAUAUGCAUCACUCAAAGAAAUGAAAAAAUCCAAGCGGAAAUACUUCAGAUUCAAAGUUGCUGAACUGCUGCAUGAACUGGAAUCUGAUGACUCCGACUAAGGUAUGCUUCGUCGCAAUAUGCUUUGUUGAGUUUUAUAGAAGUUUCGACUUACAAUAUAAGGUUUAUAUUAUGGAUGAAUUAAUAAUUGGAAUUUUCAUU
Messenger RNA from Athalia rosae (coleseed sawfly), 3703 nucleotides. Its product is annotated as transcription factor Adf-1-like. Bases 2784 to 3383 code for a protein of 199 amino acids. Lineage: Eukaryota; Metazoa; Arthropoda; Insecta; Hymenoptera; Athaliidae. Gene Ontology annotation, cellular component: nucleus; transcription regulator complex. The transcript is spliced from 3 exons. The record is from RefSeq and is a predicted model, not a curated record. Gene Ontology annotation, biological process: regulation of transcription by RNA polymerase II.